Cyphellophora attinorum is the source of this 1212-nucleotide messenger RNA. RefSeq names its product [Pyruvate dehydrogenase (acetyl-transferring)] kinase, mitochondrial. Gene Ontology annotation, cellular component: mitochondrion. The transcript has a single exon. Gene Ontology annotation, molecular function: pyruvate dehydrogenase (acetyl-transferring) kinase activity. Gene Ontology annotation, biological process: protein phosphorylation; regulation of glucose metabolic process. The record is from RefSeq and is a predicted model, not a curated record. Bases 1 to 1212 code for a protein of 403 amino acids. Lineage: Eukaryota; Fungi; Ascomycota; Eurotiomycetes; Chaetothyriales; Cyphellophoraceae.
AUGUCAUGGAAGGCUUCCAGUAAACUGCUUGACACUAUACACCACUAUGCAUCAUUCCCGCCGACCGGCGUGUCAUUGCGCCAGAUGGUGCAGUUCGGCGAGAAGCCAUCCGUCGGCACCCUUUUCAGAGCAUCACAAUUCCUCUCCGAGGAGCUCCCGGUGCGAUUGGCGCACCGAGUAGAAGAGCUGAGCACAUUACCAGAUGGGCUGAACGAGAUGCGACCUAUACAGAGGGUUAAGGACUGGUACAUGCAAUCGUUCGAAGAGAUCACAGAGCUCCCACGACCGAAUCUGGACAAGUCCACCAAGGAUCGCCUCCUCAAUCCACCGAAAACAUCCUCGAACCGCCUGUCACAGACAACUAGAAAUCCGUCUCUUCGAGGCAGCGAGUCCAAUUCGGGUAAUGGCAACUCGAGGCGCUACUUUGCCGCUAUAGACGACGGACAGAGCUGGCCGCCCGAGCUUGCAGACUACAACAAGAAGUUCUCGAGAUGUUUGGAACAGAUCAAACGCCGUCACGACCCCGUUGUGACCACGGUUGCGCAGGGCAUAAACGAGUAUAAGAGGAAGAAACAAAGGAUGCAGAUCGACUCAUCUAUACAGUCUUUCCUGGACCGGUUCUACAUGUCUCGAAUAGGCAUACGAAUGCUUAUUGGGCAGCAUAUCGCUCUCACGGAUCAAACGAAUCACCGGCACCAGAACUACGUCGGCAUCAUAUGCACGAAAACCAACGUGAAGGAGCUCGCAGAAGAGGCGAUCGAGAACGCCAGGUUUGUAUGCGAAGACCACUACGGCCUGUUCGACGCGCCCAAAGUACAGCUCUUCUGCCCGGACAACCUCAAUUUCAUGUAUGUGCCCGGUCAUCUAUCACACAUGCUGUUCGAAACUCUGAAGAAUUCUCUCCGAGCCGUCGUGGAGACACAUGGCGCGGAGAAGGAGGACUUCCCUGUUACCAAGGUCAUUGUGGCAGAGGGCAAGGAAGAUAUCACUAUAAAAAUCUCCGAUGAAGGAGGCGGAAUACCAAGAUCUGCUAUACCUUUGGUGUGGACCUAUAUGUACACGACUGUCGACGCAACGCCCGAACUUGACCCUGGUUUCGACGCUUCUGACUUCAAGGCGCCCAUGGCCGGUUUCGGCUACGGGUUGCCCAUUUCACGCCUGUACGCCCGCUACUUCGGAGGAGAUCUUAAGUUGAUCAGUAUGGAAGGGUAA